Messenger RNA from Sorghum bicolor (sorghum), 891 nucleotides. RefSeq lists its product as uncharacterized. The transcript has a single exon. Lineage: Eukaryota; Viridiplantae; Streptophyta; Magnoliopsida; Poales; Poaceae. The record is from RefSeq and is a predicted model, not a curated record. Bases 1 to 891 code for a protein of 296 amino acids.
AUGUCAGAUGUCUCACAUACCAGUGAGCUUAUCUUUGAACUUGUGGACAAAGCAAUUGAAGAGAUUGGUCCAGACAAUGUGGUGCAAGUAGUGACUGACAAUGCCUCUAACAACAUGGGAGCAAAGAGGCUAUUGGAAGAGAAGAGACCACACAUAUUUUGGACAUCUUGUGCAGCUCACACAAUCAACCUUAUGCUGCAAGGAAUUGGCAACAUGCCUCAGUUCAAGAAAGUGGUUGACCAAGCAAAGGCAUUUACCAUAUUUGCCUAUGGCCACACAAGGACAUUGGAGUGCUUGAGAUGCUUCACAGAGGGGAAAGAGGUAGUGAGGCCAGGAGUGACUAGGUUUGCUUCAAACUUUCUCACUUUGGCUAGCAUGCAAGAGAAGAAGGACCAGUUAAGGAAGAUGGUGGUUCAUAGUAAGUGGGACACAUUGAAGGAUGUGAAAUCAAAGAAAGGAAAAGAGGCAACAACAACUAUAUUGAGUCCAAACUUUUGGAGGGAUGUGAAGCUAACAUUGGCUGUUUUUGAGCCAUUGGUCAAAGUCCUCCGUUUGGUUGAUGGUGAUGUGAGACCAUCCAUGGGUUUCGUUUAUGGAGAACUACUAAAGGCAAAGAAACAGAUCAAAGAUGCAUUUGGAACUGUUGAGGCUCGGUUCAAGGAUGUAAUUGCUGUUGUUGACAAGAAGAUGAAUGGAAGACUUGAUUCUCCAUUGCAUUUGACAGCCUAUUUGUUGAAUCCUCACUAUAGCUAUAGUGACCCAUCAAUAUUUGAUCAGCCCAACAUAUUAGAAGGGUUCAUAGCUUGUGUUGAGAAAUUUUAUUACCAUGAUGAGAACAUGCAGCAUCAGGCUGCCAACAUUGAACUACAAAAGUUUCAGAAUAGAGAAUGA